AUGGAGCCGUUCCUGUUCCUGGCCGAGCUCCUGGAGUCAACCCCUACAUUGUCCUCCCGGGAAGGGGAACUAGACCUGGGUCUAGGCCUGGUGCUGCUCCGACCGUCACGAUCACCCUCACCUUUCGGCUCCCUCGCGUCGCUUCACGAAAAGGUUCCUUUUCUGCCCGACGAGGAAGAAGGAAAAGAGUCGUUUGAGUCAACUCAUGGGUUGCCUGAGAGGGAACCGCCAUCCCUGCCGCCCUCUCCGCCGUCCGAGCCGCCCCUUCCGUCCCAGCCUCCGCCUCCAUCGCUAGCGCGCGUGGUUACUCGAGCUCGUGAGGACGGAACCACGUCCUUAAAGAGUUCUAUAUUUAAUCUCUCGAACACGAUGAUUGGCGCGGGCAUGAUGGCAUUGCCUGCAGCUAUGAACGUCCUAGGAGUCGUGACCGGGAGUGCAGCGCUUAUCUUCGUGGCGUUAUUAACCUAUGGAUCCGUCAUGGCCAUGGUUCGCUGUACCGUCGCCGCUGCUGCUGCUUCUCCAUCCUCUUCUGAGGACCCUUCGCGGUUUCGGGAAUCUGACACGUCAAAUGACGCCGCGGGAGCAGCAGGAAGAGGCAGAGACGGCAAUCCCAGAGAGCUGGGAAGAAAAGCAAACGCUAGCAAUGGAGGGAAUUUCAGCGGUGUUGGCAGCCGCAGUUUCAGUAUGCGGGAUGAGGAGAAGCUGAGUUAUAACCACACUGUGGCUACGGCUCUGGGAAGCACGGGACGGCUGGUGCUGCAGUUGUCCAUUGUUGUCAACAACCUCGGCCUCAUGAUGGUGUUUCUUGAUAUUAUUGGAGCAUCAGAAAAGGUGUCGUUCGUUGUCGUCAACAACCUUGGUCUCAUGAUGGUGUUCCUUGAUAUCAUCGGGGAUGUGCUUGUAGGCAGCGCAACAGGACCUGGCGUUCUGCCACUGGAUCAGCUGCACUUGUCCCCAGACGUGGCCAGAAAGUCUAUCCUCUCUAUAGUCAUUCUCCUUAUUCUGCCUCUCUGCCUACAAGACAGACUCGGGUCCAUGAAGGUCGCGAGCAAGAUAUCAGUGGCCCUGGCAAUUGCCUUCGUGCUGCUCGUGCUGCUGCUGUCUGGAGGGAAGAUUGCAGCUGGUGCUGCCACCAUGCCACCUCUCUUUGCCACGUCUGGCAAUGCCCUUGCCGUUUUCAGCGUCAUCAACGUCGUCACCAACGCCUUCAUAUGCCAUUUCAAUGUGACCCCGCUUUACAGGGAACUCAGGGACCGCUCUCUCCCCUGCAUGCGCAUGCGCUGCUCGGUCAUCAUCACCACCCUCGUCUACCUCCCAUGGCCAAAUAUCUAUACUGUACCUUUCCAUUCCAUCCCACCAGUGACCCCUAUUUACAGGGAGCUAAGGGACCGCUCCCUCCCCCGCAUGCGCACGGUCGUGCGCUGCUCGGUCAUCAUCACCACCCUCGUCUACCUCGCAGUCGGCAUUUUCGGCCUCGUGCUCUUCGGCUCUGAUGUACACACAGACGUGCUCUACGAUUUCGACACAAGCUUGGAUGUCGUUCCAGGAAUGAGCCCCGUGAUCGCGGCUCAUGCGGUUGCGCUGGGGCAGGGGGUGAAGGUGGGGUAUGCGAUUUCCAGAGUGCUUUCGCUGCCUCUGGCACUGUUUCAGCUGCGGCUGGUUGUGGCGUCGCUGCUGUCGGCUUGUCUGGGAAGGAAAGGGAGAGGAGAGAGGGACGAGGGAAGAACCACAAGCAAUGGCAAAUCUGAAGCUGUAAAUGGGGAAGCUGGUUUCAGCAGCGGGCAGACAAAGGAGAGGACGAGGGUAAAUUCCCUGGAAUAUAUUCAAGUGGAUGGGAAUGAGGAUGGAGCGGAGGAGGUAGGAGAUGAGGAGGUGGGAGAAGAGAGGGACGGGGAGGAGACGGAGGAGGACGAGGAGGAAGGGGAGGAAGGGGAAGAGGAAGAGGAGGACGAGGAAGCAAGGCUUGAAGAGCUUCGACGGGCAGAAGAAAAGGCAACAAAAAGGCGGCGUUUUUGGCGUCAAGUCCGUUUCGUACUCCUUACAGUGUUCCUCCUCGUUUUAGCCUUCUGUGGCGCGGUGCUGGUGCCGGAUAUCUGGAUAGUGUUCCAGUUUAUGGGCUGCACAUGCUGA
Molecule: messenger RNA, 2130 nt
Organism: Closterium sp. NIES-65
Lineage: Eukaryota; Viridiplantae; Streptophyta; Zygnematophyceae; Desmidiales; Closteriaceae
Source: the annotation of a GenBank genome assembly